GUCAAGGGUUGACAGUUGAAAAAGUAAACAUGUCAGAAUUUUUUUGGAGAAAAUGAGAAUUUAUUUUAUAGAAUAGUUAUUUGUGCAGUGCCACCAUGUCCAACGUUGACUUCGAAAACGCAAUUACCGUUUUACAACAACCCGGAAGCUCGAAAAAGGCUCUGAAAGCCCUAAUUUGUAUUCGAAGCGAGGUCGAUUGGCCGAGGAACAAAGCCAACGUUGUCAGACUUCGAGAGAGAGGAUGUCUCAAACAAAUCACUGGUAUUCUUUUAAACAGCAAGCACAAACAUCACAUAGAUUUAGCUCUAAGUAUUCUUGGAAACUGUUUAAUGGAUAGAAUUUGUACUAGCGAAGUGGUCACCCAGUACAAUAUUAUGUCUAUACUGAACCAACUGCUAAAAAAACACCCAAAAGAAGAUAGUAUUAAUGGGAGAGUAUUUAGAAUAAUAGGUAAUAUGUGCCAGCACCGUGAUCAGUGGUCUUCAGUUCUCAUAGAUAAAAAACCCUACAUUAUAACUCAUUUAGUUGAAAUAAUUAAAAGCGCAUCUAAAGACGUUGCUGAUGGUGAAUUGAAAAUUACUGAUGCUACUAUAAUGACCAGUUUAAGGGCAUUAAGGGAAUUGGUGAAUGGCAAUACAGUAGAUGCAUUGGUAAAACAGUUUGGAGCUUUAAAAGCAAUAGGUGCCCUUUUUAUCAAGUACAGUUUAAUAUGGCAAGAAAACAAAGAACAAGAAAAAAUGCUCAUUGAUAUUGUCAGGGUUAUUCAGGAAUAUUCCAAGUUUCAGUUGUACCACUCAAUCAUAGAGAUGCGCAACACAGAAAGAGGUGAUUCAUUGGUACACUUAGCAAAUGUCCUUAUGUUAGCUCCAAGGAGGAUUGUAAAAAUAGUUAUGAAUUUUAUAAAAAGUUGUCAGCUACAAUCAGAAAUACCCAUUCCUGAAAUUUGUGCCAAAUUUAUUGAUGUCUUAGAGAAGCAUUCAAUUGUAGAUGAGUUGCAUGGUCAUUAUAGUGAAUACUUACAAUGUCUGUGUUAUCUCUUGGACCACCCUGCUAACAGAAACCAAGAACGAUGUGGCAAAGCUGUUCCUUUACUAAUUAAAGUAUUAAAAGAUUUUCAACAAGCUUCUGACAAAGUGGUACAAAAUUGUAUACUUCUUUUUAAUACUUUAAACAAAUUUAAAUAUGAGGAUUCUUUAAUGUUAGAGCAGUUAAAACAUGGGAUUGUUGAGGUUAUUGUUGAGAAACUUACAUGGGUAGUAGGUUCUCCUGAAGUUCUGAAUUUAAAACAUGCUACUGAAAAGAAGAGAAAGUACACAUUUGGACCAUGCUGCAAUAAUCAAGAGCCAAAUAAAAGGUCAUUACUUCAUGAUAAUAACAUUCAAACAAGUGUUGGUAGGCCUAGUAGCCCUAAUUCGAGUGAUGAUGAUUUGAAUAGUUUCGUCGUGAGUUUGACUGCAAGGAGUCCCAGUCCAAUGUCCAGUUCCGAUAGUGAAAGCGCUAAUAUGUCCUGGAGUGACGCUGGUUCUAGUCCUCAAAGAAAUGUGAGCAGUGGACAUGAUUCGGAUUCUGAUUAUUCUCCAGUAUGCAGUGAGGUAGAUGAAGCCGAAUUUCCUCUUGAAGAUAUUACUCAAGGGAGUUAUAACUCAGACCCAUUGCCGUCGAUUGCAGAUGUUGAUGAGGAAGAAGAACGGAUUGCUGAGGCUGAACCGCAUACAGUUAUCCUAUCUUCUCUAAAACGCACCUUAGGAAAGGAAAUUUUGAAACUAUUGAAAUCUUAUGCAAAAUUAGGGCCACAGCUGCAACUAGCCAAUGAAGACCUACUGAUGCAACUUACGAAGUGUGCUAUUUCCGAAGACUUUAACUAUUCUAACAUUAUUACGCAUAUUAUAAACUCUCACUAUUACAUCAUACCAAUAAUGAAAACAAACUAUAUCCAAAGUUUGUUCGCGAUGAGACAGUACCCUCAAGAUCACGAUACAUGCUUUACGUGCAACCUUCACCAGCGCGUUUCCUACAAUAUUUUAACGACGUUUGUUGAUAUAGCUGAGACUGGAGCGGGAAAGGGCGAUAUUGCACAUCAGUUGGUGAAGGGUGAUACAGAAACUAAAGAGAUGUUAGUGUGGGCCAUUCCAUAUCUGAUUAGAGAAGGAGCAACGAUCCGAUUCUUAAUGCUGCAAUGCGGCGGCCUAAAAUUGCUAGUCAAUCUACUACAAAAAGACAAUGCGGAACAUCAAAGAAAAAGUCUCUUUGGCCUAUCUCUAAUGGCUUCCAACUGCCUAAUACCAAAUCCUACAAAAACAAGUACAAAUUGUAAUAAACUAAAUAUUACCGCAAAGACAUACGAGGUGCCCAGCGGUACUGAUCAGGUGGUAACUUUCCUGUUUGAUAACGGGGAGUUGGUCGAUGCCGAUAGAGAUUAUUUGAUGGAGAAAUCUGACUUUUUUAAAGUUUUAUUGAGUGGGCAUUUUAAGGAAAGUGGCCAAAAUCAAGUGACAUUAGCGUGUGCCAAGGCCGACAGUUUUAGAUGCAUGUUGGUCUUAUUGGAGGUGGAUAAAAAAGUUAUUGUGGGCAGUGCUAUUGACUUGGAAUUGGAGACUUUGCUAGAUGUUAUUUUAUUAUGUGAUAGGUAUUUACUCGAUGAACUCUGUGUUUCACUGACCGAAUGUGUCGAAAAGUUCCACAUUGAAGUUGACACAGUACCGACAAUUUACAAAUGGAGCAUAGAGUCUGGAACAAAUCUACUCCGUGGAGAAGCAGUGUGCUACGCCUUAGUAGCGCCAGUAAACGAACGAGAAAAAUACAAAAUGUUUAAGACCCUGUUCAAACUCGACUACAGGGAACAAUUGGCUGGAGAUAUCGAGAAAAUAUUUGAAAGAUGUUUGUCCAUGAGCUUUUAUAAACAACGUGGGAUGGACAUAAAAAAGAAACAUGUAAAAAUGAGAGACAGACUGUUAAAGAAAUAUGUUUAGAUUUAUUGUAAUAUAAUUGUAUAUUUGUGUAAAUAUUUAUGGACACUUAUCAUAGUAUUCUUAAACGUAAAUAAAUUUUUUCCUAUUAAUAUUGUUAUCAAAAUAUUUAUUUACUUUUUUUUCACAUCAGUCGUCUAAGUGCUGAGGGGCUUAGCAUUUAUGUUUGUCCUAUAGGACAUCGUGCCCGCUAGUAAAUAAAUUAUGUUAAAUAUCAAAAUAUUGUAUUAUGUAUUUUAAUAUACGAAUAAUUAAAUUUGUUAACAUUGAAA
This is a messenger RNA of Anthonomus grandis grandis, 3238 nucleotides long. RefSeq lists its product as uncharacterized. Gene Ontology annotation, molecular function: protein binding. NCBI's taxonomy places the organism in Eukaryota, Metazoa, Arthropoda, Insecta, Coleoptera, Curculionidae. The transcript has 12 exons. Gene Ontology annotation, biological process: anatomical structure morphogenesis. The coding region runs from base 96 to 2969 and encodes 957 amino acids. Gene Ontology annotation, cellular component: cytosol. The record is from RefSeq and is a predicted model, not a curated record.